Messenger RNA from Tetranychus urticae (two-spotted spider mite), 1860 nucleotides. It is a transcript of the gene Gbeta13F, whose product is annotated as guanine nucleotide-binding protein subunit beta-1. Gene Ontology annotation, molecular function: protein binding. The record is from RefSeq and is a predicted model, not a curated record. NCBI's taxonomy places the organism in Eukaryota, Metazoa, Arthropoda, Arachnida, Trombidiformes, Tetranychidae. Gene Ontology annotation, biological process: signal transduction.
UCAACAUCAAUCUCAACGCGUUUGUGUUAUCCAAUUUUUCUGGUCACUGUUUAUGAUUACUGUUUUUUUUCAUACUAAAAUGUUCAAGUAUUUUUGACUAGAUGUCAACUGUUUAAGUGUGGGUUUAUCCAGUAUUAAUCAACGUACUUCUUUAAUCAUUAUCUAAUUGGUUUUGUUUACAAGGGAAGCUUAUUUGGAUUAAAUGUUUUAGUAUUAGAAGUUAUGUAAAAUCGAUAAAAUCGAUUAAUUGUUCUGUGAAGAGAGAAUCGAUUGAUGAAAAUCAUCCUUCUCUGUUGUACAAGAAGAGAAGCAGCUUGAAGAAAGACUGUUGAAUUGCGCAGAGCCCUUCAAUCUUUCCAACCUUAGCAUCAGAAUUAUUAUUAUCAUUACAUUACUCUUUGACAGCAUCCAUCAAUACAACAUAUACAUCCAUAUAACCAGCACCAGCACCAACACCUCAUCCUUCUCCUACAUCACCACCACCGCCACCGCCACUUUCAUCAUUACCACUAUCAUCAUCAUCUUUUCACAAGUAAAAUCGUAAAUUAUCAACGCUAUCAAAAAUGAAUGAAUUGGAUAAUUUGAGACAAGAAGCAGAAACCUUGAAGAAUACAAUCAGGGAUGCUAGGAAAGCAGCUUGCGAUACUACUCUUGUCCAAGCAACAAGUAAUAUGGAGCCUAUUGGCCGAAUUCAAAUGCGAACAAGAAGAACACUUCGAGGGCAUUUAGCCAAAAUUUAUGCCAUGCACUGGGGCUCAGAUUCUAGCAGAUACCUUGUAUCAGCCUCUCAGGAUGGUAAAUUAAUAGUUUGGGACGCAUACACAACAAAUAAAGUCCAUGCCAUUCCAUUGAGGUCUAGCUGGGUCAUGACUUGUGCCUAUGCCCCAUCAGGUUCUUAUGUUGCCUGUGGUGGCCUCGAUAAUAUAUGCUCGAUCUACAGUUUAAAAACAAGAGAGGGAAAUGUUCGAGUUAGUCGUGAGCUACCAGGGCAUACUGGUUACUUAUCAUGCUGUCGUUUCUUAGAUGAUAACCAAAUAGUAACCAGCUCAGGCGAUAUGACCUGUGCUCUUUGGGAUAUUGAGACUGGUCAACAAUGUACAUCUUUUACUGGGCAUACAGGAGACGUCAUGUCCCUCUCAUUAUCUCCUGAUAAUCGCACAUUUGUCUCUGGAGCUUGUGAUGCUUCAGCUAAGUUGUGGGAUAUUCGAGAUGGUCAAUGUAAGCAAACUUUCCCUGGUCACGAAUCUGACAUAAACGCAGUCACGUUUUUUCCAAAUGGCUAUGCCUUUGCAACUGGAUCAGAUGAUGCUACUUGUCGUCUUUUCGAUAUUAGAGCAGACCAAGAGUUGGCUAUGUAUUCCCACGACAACAUCAUAUGUGGUAUUACCUCAGUCGCAUUCUCAAAGAGCGGUAGACUUUUAUUAGCCGGUUACGAUGAUUUCAACUGUAACGUCUGGGACUCUAUGAAGGCAGAAAGAGCUGGUGUAUUGGCUGGUCACGACAACCGAGUUAGCUGCUUAGGAGUGACGGAAGACGGAAUGGCAGUGGCUACAGGAUCAUGGGACAGUUUCCUCAAAAUCUGGAACUAAUUUUGUCUAUUGAUCAGCAAUCAUUUAAAAAAAUCAAUUACCCAUAUGAAUGGAUCAUGUUCUAAAUAACAAUUUCAUCCUUCUUCUCUAUUUACCAAUUUCCCCCAAAUAAAUUUUUUCGCUCAUUCUUACCACUCGACAAGUUCUCCAAUUUAAGUCUACUCAGAAAAAAAAACUGCACAUCUCCCAUCUUAAUCUUGUAUAAUCGUAAUUUUACUCUGUACCAAAACUCAAAUUACCUCACAACCAAUUAACCAUUCAUUCGUUCCCA